Molecule: messenger RNA, 1480 nt
Organism: Fragaria vesca subsp. vesca
Lineage: Eukaryota; Viridiplantae; Streptophyta; Magnoliopsida; Rosales; Rosaceae
Product: set1/Ash2 histone methyltransferase complex subunit ASH2-like
Exons: 2
Coding region: 19-1284 (421 amino acids)
Cellular component (GO): Set1C/COMPASS complex
Molecular function (GO): protein binding; transcription cis-regulatory region binding
Source: RefSeq, a predicted model, not a curated record
AAACCCACAACUCUUAUCAUGGCCAACCUCCAAUCCAACUACAUGGAAGAAGACGAAGAAGAAGACGGACAAUCCAAACCCACCUCCGCCGAGCCCAUUACAUUAGCAGAACCCGAGCUUAUUAUCAACCCACCACCACCACCACCGGUCACCGACCAUCUCAACGGCAACAAAACCGAAACCGAAGCCUCCGAAGAUCUCUCCGAGUCUCUCAAAUCCCAAGACAACGACAUCGAAAUCGACGACGACAACAACGACGAUGAAGACCCGCAUCCCAAGAAGCAGAAGAAUCUCUCUUCUCUCACCCCCACUGCAUCCGCGCCGGCUUUUCAGGGCCCGGACCCGGCCCAAUUGCCCCAACCCGUACCCGAAUCGAACCCGGCGCAGCAGCAACCCAAGAAGUCGAAGAAGAAGAACAACAAUGUGUGGGUCACAAAGUCGACCCGGAAAGGGAAGAAGAAGACCAAGCCCAACGCCAACAACAACACCAACCUCCCCGGAGAGGACAAGGUCCUCGUCACUCCGGUGGCCAGGUUCCCGGACAAGUCCGACGACACGCCCGAGAUGACCAUCUGCCUCUCCAAGGUCUACAAGGCCGAGAAAGUCGAGGUCAGCGACGACCGGAUGAGCGCCGGCAGCACCAAAGGGUAUAGGAUGGUGAGGGCCACUAGGGGAGUUGUGGAAGGCGCUUGGUACUUUGAAAUAAGGGUAAUGAGCUUGGGAGAGACAGGCCACACGAGGCUCGGGUGGUCCAAUGACAAAGGGGACCUUCAGGCGCCGGUAGGGUAUGAUGGGAACAGCUUCGGGUAUAGGGACAUUGAUGGGAGUAAGGUGCAUAAGGCAUUGAGGGAGAAGUAUGGAGAGGAAGGGUACAAGGAAGGUGAUGUUAUAGGGUUUUAUAUAAACUUGCCGGAUGGGGGGUCUUAUGCCCCCAAACCUCCGCAUUUGGUUUGGUACAAGGGGCAGAGGUAUGCUACCGCAACUGAAGCCAAAGAGGAUGAUGUGAAAGUAGUGCCUGGAAGUGAGAUAUCUUUUUUUAAAAAUGGGGUAUGCCAAGGCGUUGCUUUUAAAGAUCUAUAUGGUGGUCGUUACUAUCCUGCUGCUUCAAUGUAUACUCUUCCCCAUCAACCAAAUUGUGUGGUCAAGUUCAACUUUGGUCCUCAUUUUGAAUUUUUUCCAGAAGACUUCAAUGGAGGUCCAAUGCCCAAGCCCAUGGCUGAAGUUCCUUAUCAUGGGUUUGAAAACCGCACUGAAAAUGGAGUAUCCAAUGAGAAGAACAAUUAGCCAGAAAGAAGUGCCUUUCAACCAUGAAGUAAAGAAGAACGUUUAUCAUGGAUUUAGGAGAUGGCAAUGAGUGCAGGAUUCAUUUGUAAUCUAAAUUGUUGCUAAAGUCAGAACAUGAAAAUCACUGUAUGCUUUACUUUUAUCUGACAGACGCUGCUUGAGAAAUAUAUAUUGAUAUUCUAUAAGCCUGAUUUUC